AUGAUGUAUUAUUCUUUUGAGCUUGACGAUGAAAGUAAAGAAUUAUGCACGAUUGUUACACAAUACGGCAAGUAUCAGUAUCAACGAAUGGCGAUGGGAUUAAAACCUGCUCCUGAUGUUGCUCAAUACUACAUUGAGAAAACAUUGCAUGGGUUAAAAGAGCAAGGUGUUGAAGUCUACAUCGACGAUGUUGGACUCUUUUCUAAUUCUUAUGAAGAACACAUGCAAUUGAUCAAGACAGUGGUCGAGCGUCUACAAUCUUUUGUCUGGACCAACGAAUGUAAUACUGCAUUCAAGACUAUGAAGUCUUUGAUGGUUAGCGAUAUAUUAAUGCGCUAUCCAGAUCACAACAAGCCCUUUGAACUCUACACUGAUGCUUCUGACUAUCAAAUGGGCGCGGUGAUCAUGCAAGACAAGAAGCCGGUUGCGUAUUGGAGUCGCAAACUCAAUGAUGCACAAAAGAACUAUUCUGUAAUGGAAAAAGAAUUGUUGGCUAUUGUGCAUUGCUUGAAAGAGUUUCGAUCUAUGCUUUACGGUAAAGACAACGUUUUGGCCGACUGUUUCUUGCGUUUACCGCGAAUUGAGAAACCGUCUGAGGGGAAGAGUUCGCUUUCUAAAGGUAAAUUGAUCGCAUUUGACAAACUCAAAGUCAAAAUGGAUCCCGAAGAUGAAAUGUACUCGUUUGAAGAAGAUGUUCUUCUUCCUCCUCCAUCUGAAGCUGAAUUCAAUCGUACCUUCAAAUGUUCUUUCUCCUGUUGCCGAGAUGGUGACCAUGGACAUGAUGCAAUUGAAAAUGAUGAGAUGCUUGAAUCGUUUUUGAAUCAUCCUCCAUUGGAAGUUAUGCCAAAUCCAAUCACGAUGGCAAACAUCCGACAACAUCAGCUCCAAGAUGUUGCACUCAUUCAAAAAUCGCAAAAUGCAGCAACUUGGGCUCAGUAUCCCAUCAUGCAAAUUGACAAUCGAAAUGUGAUCUGCUAUCGUGCAGAUUUGAAUAAACCUAACGAGUGGAGAAUUCACUUGCCUGAAACUUUGGUUGCUCCUGGAACACGCGAGGAGUUGGUGUUUUUGGCGUCUUUUGCGCGCGUUGAAUAUUUAGUAGAAAUUGAACUUUCAGAAAUAGUUUUUUGCAGUCGUUCUGAAAAGAGAAAAGACCGAAUGCUGAAGAGGAGUAAAAACCCGGAUGUAACAGUAGUCUUUGCUCUCUGUCACAUUGUAGGCUCAAUCCUUCCAGAUACUCCAAAAUCCACUCCCAGAGGCGACUAUAUCUUGAUUGUUCGUUGUGCAGAGGGAGAAGAAGUGAUCACUGCAUCAUGUUUCCAAUCAAUUGAAUGGUAUGUUGGAAAAAACAGAUUGGCUUCAAAACUGAAGUUGUAA
Messenger RNA from Cylindrotheca closterium, 1374 nucleotides. The record is from the annotation of a GenBank genome assembly. Lineage: Eukaryota; Bacillariophyta; Bacillariophyceae; Bacillariales; Bacillariaceae.